Molecule: messenger RNA, 1250 nt
Organism: Lindgomyces ingoldianus
Lineage: Eukaryota; Fungi; Ascomycota; Dothideomycetes; Pleosporales; Lindgomycetaceae
Exons: 2
Coding region: 64-993 (309 amino acids)
Source: RefSeq, a predicted model, not a curated record
UCCACUCUCGUCACCGUCGUCGCGCUGCUGACCCCCUUGCUCAUUCUUCUAAUCCGAAAACGAAUGAAUAUGCAAGCCACACCUUCCACUCCGUUUCGGUUCAUGGAUCUUCCGCCUGAGCUGCGGGAUAUGGUUUACGAGUACCUGCUUGAGGAUCCAUACUAUCCUCCUCCACCCGCAAGUGAGAAGAAACAAAUUUCUCCUCUAUCGUGGAUUAUGUCGUCUCGAACCGGUCGAGCAAGUGUGGGUGGACGACCUGAAGCCCGGAAAAGCAACUGGGUAUUCCUGGUCAACCGGCAAGUGUAUACAGAAUAUAUGGAUCUGUUAUGCAAGAAAACCGUCUUCCGACUCACGGUGUCGCCAGCCAACUAUCCCAAAGACAUCCAAAGUAUCACGUCAGAGCCUCUACCAGGUAGCCAGAAACCCAGAAUCUGGAGGAUAGCCCCAGAGACGCUGCAGCAGGUGAAACGCUGCGAUCUCAAGCUCAUCACGACGUCGUCUAUGCUCGGGGUGCCGGAUCCGCGCAAUAUGACGCCUGCGAGCUGGGGGCUUGCGAAACAGGUGCGCGAGGAGUUGAAGGAGGUUAAGAAUGUGCACGAGUUAAACUUGCAUGUUAAGGCGAUUGGAGAUCCACUUUGGAAUCCGUUGUGGGUGUGGUAUCAUGCUAGUCAGGCGUUUAAGAACACAUUGGUACUGACACCAACAUCAACAUAUUCACCAUCACUAUCCUCAACUUACACACCAUCCCCACCCCAACCCCUUGGCCCCAAACUCAACCGUAUAACCUUCAGCCUCGACACCUGGUCUCCUGGAGAAAACUACCUUUCCCGCGACGCGGACGGUAAGUGGGCAUGGUGGUGCAUGGCGGGCCAUUGCGUGGGCUUUGAUGGCGAGGGCGGAAUGACGGUGCGUGAGUUCUGCGCGAGGCUGUAUGCGGAUUGUGUGACUUGUCGGCCGGAGAGUUCAGGGGAGAACGAGGAUGAGGAUGUGUGACUGAGAGGCGAUACGAGGGGUCAGUGGGUUAGGUCGUGGAUGGGACGGUGGAGGGUGUUAAGUUUGGGGUGAGGUUGGAGGGAAGGGGUGAAACGAGGGUUCGGUACUGGCGUGACGUAACACGGCGUUGAACGCAACAUCUAGCGAUAUGGGUGGAUUUAGUGUUUGUUUUAGUGGGAUUAAUGCCUGCAUCAGGCUCGGAGCUGGGUGUGGAGCAUAACCAACCAGCGUUCGUGUUGUAUGAUAUAAUAAUAACG